AUGUCUGUUACGCUCCAUACCACCCAAGGCGACCUGAAGGUCGAGCUGUUCUGCGAAACAGUCCCCCAGACAGCAGAGAACUUCCUCGCCCUCUGCGCAUGCGGCGCAUACAAUAACACCCCCUUCCACCGUUUUAUUCCUGGAUUCAUGAUCCAAGGCGGCGAUAUAUCCCUCGGACCAGCGACAGCGCCCUCCAUAAAGCCACUGGUUCCCUUCGAAAUCCCCAAAGGUGGCACCUCAAUCUACCACCCGUCAGCCCUGAAUCAAGAAAUCCACAUCCCUGCCCUCCGGCACAAUACGCGCGGAAUCCUCUCUAUGGCCGCUCGACCCGUCAAAGAUCGCACAGCACCUGGCUCGCAGAAUGCUACGGGGGCCACGAUUAAUGGAAGCCAGUUCUUCGUCACCUUUGCCGCAGCACCGCAUCUGGAUGGAAAUAGUACCGUGUUUGGAAAAGUGUUGAACCUGACCGCUCAAGAUGAGGGAGGUGAUGUGCUGGGUAAUCUGGAAAAGGCCAAUGUCAAGGUUGAUAAAAAGGGGAGGGUGAUACAGCCAAAAGAGGGGGAGGAGCAUGCAGCCAUGCGUAUCAACAGGGUGACGAUUCAUGCGAACCCAUUCGCAAAGUGA
Messenger RNA from Aspergillus wentii DTO 134E9, 624 nucleotides. It is a transcript of the gene cyp5, whose product is annotated as putative peptidyl-prolyl cis-trans isomerase. The transcript has 3 exons. The record is from RefSeq and is a predicted model, not a curated record. Gene Ontology annotation, cellular component: catalytic step 2 spliceosome. Bases 1 to 624 code for a protein of 207 amino acids. Gene Ontology annotation, molecular function: peptidyl-prolyl cis-trans isomerase activity. Lineage: Eukaryota; Fungi; Ascomycota; Eurotiomycetes; Eurotiales; Aspergillaceae. Gene Ontology annotation, biological process: protein peptidyl-prolyl isomerization.